Humulus lupulus (European hop) is the source of this 2936-nucleotide messenger RNA. Its product is annotated as diacylglycerol kinase 1. Lineage: Eukaryota; Viridiplantae; Streptophyta; Magnoliopsida; Rosales; Cannabaceae. The record is from RefSeq and is a predicted model, not a curated record. Gene Ontology annotation, molecular function: ATP-dependent diacylglycerol kinase activity. The transcript is spliced from 8 exons. The coding region runs from base 539 to 2719 and encodes 726 amino acids.
AAAAAAAAAAAGCGCUUUUCCGAAACAUUUGAAAACUGGUAGAAAAGAUUAAUAAAUUAAGAAUUUGCCACCAUCAUCACAAAAAGCAUGCGCUUUUAUUGGAUUUGAGAAUAUUGAAUGGCUAGCGUUUGAGUUUUGCUCCGAUUCUCGAUUUUCUCUGUCUAAUUGCAUCGAAAUUCGAUUAGGGUUUCUUGUGACCGACUCGAUCGAAGUUCUCUUUCAUACCGUAUCUUUGCUCUUGACGUCUUUAACACCCAAUUUGUAACAAUGGCAUGCUCGGUCUAGGAGGCAGAGUGAAGUUGUUUUAUUUAGUAGUAUAGAUCAAAAGCACUUGACUGAAUUUUGUUCAGUAAGUGAAGUAGGAUAUUAAGUGAAAUCUGGAAUGGACUUAAGCAUUUCUAUCAUGUUUGAAUCAUGGAGUCAUGAUAGAUAAUGUAUAUGCUGUUUGUUAUCCCAAUUAAGUUGGCUGGUUUAUUCUGGUAAUUUAGCUGUUUAUUGUUUGUUAACUCUUGCAUGAAUAGAACAAAAGAUAGGUCUGAUGGAUGAUGAUGGGGAAUUUGAUAUAUUCUUUCCAAGUUGGAACAACAGGAAUCCGACUGAUCGUCUUUUUAUUAUAUCUUGCAUUAUUGCUGCCCUGGUUGGGAUUUUAACUAUAGCUUAUACGGCUUUCCAAUGGAGGAGAAACAUCAACCUGAGUUGGAUGAGAGCCAUAACCCGGUCAAAGAUAAACCCGAAGGUGAAGAACAAAGUUGCCCUGGCUCCUCAUACCUGGACUAUAGAAUCUGUAUCUCGUGGAAAGAAUUUUAACUGCUGUGUCUGUCUAAAUUUGAUGAACCCUACUCAGACUCUUGGUCAGACGGGGUCAUCAGAUAGCUCUAUUCAAGUCUGUAGUAUUUGUGGCGCAGCAGUUCAUUCACAUUGCUCUUCCCAAGCACACAAGGAUUGCAAGUGUGUAUCCAUGAUUGGUUUUGAACAUGUAAUGCAUCAGUGGGCUGUCCGAUGGACUGACUUCAUGGAUCAAUCUGAUGAGACUUCUUUCUGUUGCUAUUGUGAGGAACAAUGUAGUGGUUCUUUUCUCGAUGGAUCCCCUAUAUGGUGCUGCUUGUGGUGUCAACGACUAGUACAUGUUGAUUGCCACAAUAGUUUAUCUAAUGAAACGGGUGAUAUUUGUGAUUUGGGUCCAUAUAAAAGACUGAUCUUAUCACCGCUUAAUGUUAAAGAAAUUAACAGGCAAUCUGGUGGAUUUUUGAGCUCAAUUACCCAAGGAGCAAAUGAGCUAGCAUCUUCAGUCCGUGCUAGUAUAAGGAGUCAGAGCAAGAAGUACAAGAAUGAAAAUGGAACCUCUGUGGACUCUGGAAAUAGUGGUAGUACAGUUGAUAUGUCCACAGAAAGCACUGGUGAGACUCACCAAAUUGUUAAUGGUUCUCAUGGAAUAGAUGAAAAUACUAAUGGCAUAAAUAGAGUAGAUGUUCAGCACAAAGAUGAUGAUGUAAAUAAAAAACUCGAUUCCAAGCCUAGUUUUGGUAGAACCUCAUCAAUUGGUAGAAAGGAUGAUCAGGUAUUGAGGCAGAAACAAAUAUAUGAACUAACUGAGUUACCACCAGAUGCAAGGCCUUUGUUAGUUUUUAUAAACAAGAAGAGUGGGGCUCAACGUGGGGAUUCAUUGAGGUUACGAUUGAAUAUUCUCCUAAAUCCAGUUCAGAUAUUUGAGUUAAGUUCAAAGCAAGGACCAGAAGUUGGUUUUUAUCUAUUCAGAAAGGUGCCUCAUUUCAGAGUGCUCGUUUGUGGGGGAGAUGGUACUGUUGGUUGGGUUCUGAAUUUCAUAGAAAAACAAAAUUUUGUAUCCCCUCCUCCUGUUGCAAUCCUUCCGGCAGGAACUGGAAAUGAUCUAGCGAGGGUUCUGUCUUGGGGAGGUGGUUUGGGCUCUAUUGAGAGACAAGGAGGCCUCAGUAUGGUGUUGCAUGACAUAGAGCAUGCUGCAGUAACCAUCCUUGACAGGUGGAAAGUAGCAAUUUCAAAUCAACAGGGCAAACAACUUCAACCUCCAAAAUUCAUGAAUAAUUAUCUUGGAAUUGGAUGCGAUGCCAAAGUUGCUCUUGACAUUCAUAACCUACGAGAGGAGAAUCCAGAAAAGUUCUAUAACCAGUUUAUGAAUAAAGUUCUUUAUGCAAGAGAAGGUGCUAAGGGUAUUAUGGAUAGAACAUUUGAAGAUUUCCCUUGGCAAGUACGAGUUGAAGUAGAUGGUGUCGAGAUAGAGGUGCCUGAGGAUGCAGAAGGAGUGCUCGUUGCAAACAUUGGAAGCUAUAUGGGUGGUGUAGACUUGUGGCAAAAUGAGGAUGAAAAUUAUGAUAAUUUUGAUCCUCAGUCUAUGCAUGAUAAAAUACUUGAGGUUGUUAGCAUCUCUGGAACUUGGCACCUUGGAAAGCUUCAGGUGGGACUUUCUCGUGCUCGAAGGCUUGCACAGGGUCAGUCAAUCAAGAUACAGCUGUUUGCUGCAUUUCCUGUUCAAAUUGAUGGGGAACCCUGGUUUCAGCAAUCGUGUACAUUGGCCAUAUCUCAUCAUGGCCAGGCUUUCAUGUUGAAGAGGGCUGCUGAGGAACCACUUGGUCAUGCAGCAGCCAUAAUCACGGAUGUCCUCGAGAAUGCUGAGACCAACAGUGUUAUCAAUGCUUCACAGAAGCGAGCUCUUCUGCAAGAAAUGGCAUUGAGGCUAUCCUAAAAGUCUUGUUGUGCACCAGCAGGAGUGAGUUUUAUGGUUGUGAUUUUUUUUUCUUCUGGAGAUUUAUAUUCUCUCUGUUGCGGCAUCUACACAUGUAAUUUUUUUUUUAAAGAAAAGCAACAUUUUAGUGAUGUUGAACACUUGAUGCUUUUAGUUGAAGCAUGAUUGUACAUGAACCUUGUUCAACAUCCAUUGAAAUGAAAUUUUGUUUUGCUUU